AGCCCCGGCCCCCUGACGUCGGCGCACGUCAGCGGCGGCGCGCGCCUGGCUGGGCCCUGCGGAGCGGGAGGGAGUGAGCGAGGGAGCGAGCGGAGCGGCGUCGCCGGAGCCCAGCCGCGCCGCCGGCCCGCCAGCCCGCGCUCCAGUCCGCCGUGUCUAGCAGCGGGGCCCAGCAUGGUCAUGGCGGAUGGCCCGAAGCACUUGCAGCGCGGGCCGGUCCGGGUGGGGUUCUACGACAUCGAGGGCACGCUGGGCAAGGGUAACUUCGCUGUGGUGAAGCUGGGGCGGCACCGGAUCACCAAGACGGAGGUGGCGAUAAAAAUAAUAGAUAAAUCCCAGCUGGAUGCAGUGAACCUUGAGAAAAUCUACCGAGAAGUACAAAUAAUGAAAAUGUUAGACCACCCUCAUAUCAUCAAACUUUACCAGGUAAUGGAGACCAAAAAUAUGUUGUACCUUGUGACAGAAUAUGCCAAAAAUGGAGAGAUUUUUGACUACCUUGCUAAUCAUGGCCGGUUAAAUGAGUCUGAGGCCAGGCGCAAAUUCUGGCAGAUCCUGUCUGCUGUCGAUUAUUGUCAUGGCCGGAAGAUUGUGCACCGUGAUCUCAAGGCUGAAAAUCUCCUGCUGGAUAGCAACAUGAACAUCAAACUAGCAGAUUUCGGUUUUGGAAAUUUCUUUAAAAGUGGUGAACUGCUGGCAACAUGGUGUGGCAGCCCUCCUUAUGCGGCCCCUGAAGUCUUUGAAGGGCAGCAGUAUGAAGGACCACAGCUGGAUAUCUGGAGCAUGGGAGUGGUUCUUUACGUCCUUGUUUGUGGAGCUCUGCCUUUUGAUGGACCAACUCUUCCAAUUUUGAGGCAGAGAGUUUUAGAAGGAAGAUUCCGGAUUCCCUAUUUCAUGUCCGAAGAUUGUGAGCACCUUAUUCGAAGGAUGUUGGUCCUAGACCCGUCCAAACGGCUAACCAUAGCUCAAAUCAAGGAGCAUAAAUGGAUGCUUGUAGAAGUUCCUGUUCAGAGACCUGUUCUCUAUCCACAAGGGCAAGAAAAUGAGCCAUCCAUUGGGGAAUUUAAUGAGCAGGUUCUGCGAUUGAUGCACAGCCUUGGAAUAGAUCAGCAGAAAACCAUUGAGUCUUUACAGAACAAGAGCUAUAACCACUUUGCUGCCAUUUAUUACUUGUUGGUGGAGCGUCUGAAAUCACACAGGAGCAGCUUUCCUGUGGAGCAGAGACUGGAUGCCCGCCAGCGUCGGCCCAGUACCGUGGCUGAACAAACAGUUGCCAAGGCCCAAACUGUGGGGCUCCCGGUGACCGUGCACUCCCCAAACGUGCGGCUGAUGCGGUCUGCCCUCCUCCCUCCCGCAUCCAACGUGGAGGCCUUUUCAUUCCCAGCGUCCAGCUGUCAGGCAGAAGCAGCCUUUAUGGAAGAAGAAUGUGUUGACACACCAAAGGUUAAUGGCUGCCUGCUGGACCCUGUGCCUCCCGUCCUCGUGAGGAAGGGGUGCCAGUCGUUGCCCAGCAACAUGAUGGAGACGUCUAUCGAUGAGGGGCUGGAGACGGAGGGGGAGGCUGAGGAAGACCCCAGCCAGGCCUUCGACGCGUUCCAGUCCACGCGCGGUGGGCAGAGACGGCACACUCUGUCAGAAGUGACCAAUCAGCUGGUCGUGGUGCCUGGUUCAGGGAAAAUUUUCUCCAUGAGUGACAACCCCUCCCUUGACAGUGUGGACUCUGAGUAUGAGAUGGGGUCUGUUCAGAGGGACCUGAACUUUCUGGAGGACAACCCUUCCCUUAAGGACAUCAUGUUAGCCAAUCAGCCGUCCCCACGCAUGACCUCUCCCUUCAUCAGCCUGAGACCUGCCAACCCAGCCAUGCAGGCUUUGAGCUCCCAGAAGCGAGAGGCUCACAACAGGUCACCAGUGAGCUUCAGAGAGGGCCGCAGGGCGUCGGAUACCUCCCUCACCCAAGGAAUUGUGGCAUUUAGACAACAUCUUCAGAAUCUGGCUAGAACCAAAGGAAUCCUAGAGUUGAACAAAGUGCAGCUGCUGUAUGAACAGCUAGGGCCAGAGGCAGACCAGGACUUGGCCCCAGCGGCACCCCAGCUCCAGGACCUUGCUGGCGCUUGCCCUCAGGAGGAAGUUUCUCAGCAGCAGAAAACGGUCUCCACUGUCCCCAGCAGUGUGCGUCCUCAGCUGUCCCCACGGCAAAGCCUGGAGGCCCAGUACCUACAGCACAGACUCCAGAAGCCCAGCCUUCUGUCCAAAGCCCAGAACACCUGUCAGCUUUAUUGUAAGGAAGCCCCGCGGAGCCUGGAACAGCAGCUGCAGGAACACAGACUCCACCAGAAGCGACUCUUUCUGCAGAAACAGUCUCAGCUGCAGGCCUAUUUUAAUCAGAUGCAGAUAGCGGAGAGCCCGUUCCCGCAGCCCCUUCCCCGCCAGGAGGCGUCUGCGCAGGCGCCGCCGCCCCCGCCCUUCGGCCUGGCCCAGCCUCUGAGCCCCGUCCUGGAACCCGCCCCGGAGCAGAUGCAGUACAGCCCCUUCCUCGGCCACCAGUACGAGGACCUGCGGCUGCAGCCCCUGCCCUCCUCGCCCGGGCCCCGGGCCCCUGCGCUGCCCGUGCACCUGCAGCAGCAGCAGCAGCAGCAGCCACCUCCGCCGCCCCCGCCGCCGCCCCCGCAGGCGGGAGCCGCCCCCGCGCCCCUCCGCUUCCCCUAUCAGACUUGCGAGCUGCCGGGGGCGGCCUCCCCUGAGCCGGACUAUCCCCCGCCCUGUCAGUACCCUAUGGAUGGAGCCGCACAGAGCGGCCUCCCGGCCCAGGACUGUCCCAGGAGCUCAGGACUGCAGGAGGCCACCUCCAGCUACGACCCCCUGGCUCUCGCCGAGUUCCCUGGACUCUUCGAUUGUGAGAUGCUGGAGGCUGUGGAUCCACAGCACGGGGGCUACGUCCUGGUAAAUUAACCUCAGCGCAGGAAGUGAGGCGGGUCAAGUGAGGGAAGAAUGUGGAUUUCUAUUUUUUUUCCAGCCUUUUAAGUGUCAAGCUUACUUUCCUGCCCUCUCCCAAAAGGAGAAAACCACGUUGCCCAACUGGAAUCAAGAGGGCCUGGCCAGGCGCGCAGCGCUUCCUCUUGGCUCUGUCUCACCGCGGUCUUGUGGGGCGAGGGGCUGGAACACGUCGGAGCUGAAGCCCGUGCCCUUAGAUCAAGUGGAGAAACGCCGGUGGGAGGCGCUGACAGAUGUUGUCAUGAGACAUCCAGACCUAGGUUUCCUGUAGACCUACAGCAGUUCGUUAUCGGGGGAAACCUUGGUGAACAGCUGUGUGCCAUUAGAUCUGGGCAAAACGAAACACACAAAAAAUGCAAUAUAUUUUUCACUGAAGCCAAGCGACAGCCCGUCGUGUUCAGGCAGGUCAAGAAUACGUAGUGGGAUUUGACGCAUAGGAAGGAAAAUUGUGCUCGGUCACCGAAUCCUAAGUUUGAAGCUGCUGAUGCAGGUUGUCCCCAAGACCACUGCAAAGCAGGGGGACGUGAGCUUUGUUUCAGGGGCUGCUGAGUGACAGCCGGGACUGAGCCUUGAUACUGGCAGUCGUCUCCACCCGGAGCAGUGACUUUCCCCCACCCCCUCCCUUUUCAGAGGUUUCUGGGGCUCCUACUCUGUUACCUGUAGAACCAAGAGACCCACGCAGUGGAGACCGGGGAGCACCGGCCCUGGGCCAGGGGAGGAUGGGCUCUUCCCGCAGAGUCUUCUGUGGAGACCGCUGCUCCCGGGCGGUCAGUCUUCAGAGGGCCUUGCGGCUCUUUUAAAAUGUAGUCACUACUUUGACUUUAUACUCUAUGUUGCUAGUAGUUUAUGGAGCUUUGUACAUUUGGACAGUUUCAUGUAGGGCUUAGCAAUUCUAAGGACAAGAAAAAUGAACUUCGAUCUCCCAUGUGAAGUGGUAGUGCCGUGCCUUUUUUGCCCAGACUGUGCUUUAAUUCUUUCUUUUCUGUAGAAACCAACAGUUUUCCAUUUAUGUCAAGGCUGAAUCCAAAGUCCCUUCGGAGUUUGUUUUCCACCAUGUGGGAAUCGCGUUCUUCAUUUCCUUCAAAGUUUUAACUUGUAAUGAAAUGUUCAAGUAUUACAGCAAUAUUCAGAACCACAGAUGUGUUAACCAUCUAGCAGACCAUCUGCCAAACACGUUCUAGGACUAGCGAAACGUAACCUUAACCCUUCCAAUUCACUCAUCAGAGGAAGUCAAAGCUAGAUGCACCAGCUGGUUCAUUGUGUACCUAGAAGGAGCGAGUAACCACCCAGCGUUACAAACCCAGUGUUCCUGACAGACGGUCGUUUGUCCUGUAGCCCGGCCUGUCCUAGCAGCAGGUGACUGGGCUGAGCACAAAGUGUCACAAAGCACAAAGAGAGACACUACACUGAUGCUGCAUCUAGAAACACCUUUAAGUUGCCUUUCCUCUUUGUAGUCUGCCCGAGCAGGUGAGAAGCCCCUAGCCCAGUAUCAGGGAGGGGCUCUGCAGGGGGGGGGCGGGGUGAGGGUCCGGGGUUAGCAAGAGAGGGUGCGGUGGAGGACUGUUGUUUUUUUGAUGGCCACAACUCAUGAAAACCCAGGAGGAAUGAAUUCUGUUCAUUCUGUGGAUUAUUUAUUCCUCCUCGUGCUUCAGAUUCAUGGUUUCGGAAGAUAGAGAACAUCGUUUCAUUUAAGCGAUGCUUGUGUUACCAUCUCUAACCUGUUUUCAGUCUGCAAAAUAAGCCAGUUAUGAAACACGGUUUGAUUUUAGACUAAAGGAUUUUUUUCCGAAAUCUACAGAAGCGCUGUAGUAUUUGUGAAAUUAAAAUGCCUUCCGGUCUGAAACUGGGGUCGCAAGAAUGGCACUUGGAGGUGGACACAGAGGCCGUGGGCCAUGAGCCUGGGAAACCUCUGAGCUGUGGCUGACAGGUGAGGCCGGCCCGGGGGGACAGUCCCAGCAGCCACCAGGCCUGGGAGGCACUCCCCCAGUGAACAGCGUGAACCACUCUGCCGGACCCGUGUCGUAAGCUCCCGUUUGCUUUCCUCAUUUCAAGCAGCAAUCAAUAAAUUCCACAACGAUCGUCUUGACUGAAAUGUAAGCUGGUGAGCGGAGACUGGUGGUGGUCAAGUGUUUUCCCAGCCCCGUGUGAUCUGUCCCCUAACUAGUGACCUCUGUACGCUUCCGAGUUUUCACACACACUAAGAUGACACGAAGAAGGCUUCGUAUUGCUCUGUUUGUGAGGCUUCUUUGAAAUCCUCUUUCCAGUCUGUUUCACGUUAGCAGUGUGUGCACUACUGUAUAGUAACCAUUAGCUUUAUUGUCUUGUAAACCAGGCUCCUCUGAAGAGACUUUGGUGAGAUGAACGUGAGGUAAAAAUGUCAUUCGGCAAAAAGUGCAAUACGCGUGGUACUUUUAUUUUUUAUGUUCUUUUUUAAUCCAGGGGUAUCAGUCUCUGCUUUGGGAGAAAUGCACUAGGUCUGCAAUUUCCAGCUGGGCAAGUGUGUCUCUGGGAUUUACAUGCAACUGAUAUGCUGGUCCCUGUAAGAGAACGUACAGUGUGUCCUCGGACCCGUGUGGGGGGCUUACCUUGGCCACAUCUGUACCCCUCAACCGGGCUAUCUCUACUGCCUCCUCGGAAGCCGCCCGAGCCGCGCGCUCUCUCUGUACGUAGACAUCAAAGGUAAAAACUGGAGAACAGGUAGUAAGUUGGAGUCAUUGUAUAGGCAGGAAUCUUUGAUCACCGUGUUAAGGCUACAAAAACUUCCCAAAACAUCUUCAGAAGGGCGAAAGACAAGAGCAGCAGCAGCUGUCCGUGUUUCUGAACUAGACAAAAACCUUUUUUUCAUGGACGUACGUCCUCUGCCAGGCGCAGUGUGUGGCCCUGCUCGGCCAGUGGCCCGGAGGGGGUGGGGGCGCAGGCAGGUGUCCUACCCCCACAUGGAGCCUCCCGCUCACACCCCACCCUGCAGCCGGGAGCCCUGCCGGUUCCCACCCUGGCCCUCAGCUCCCCUGCGUGAGAACGUGUGUACGUUCAUCCAGUACUAUCAAGUUAGCUGAUAGUAACCAGUCUAUCAAGUUAGCUGGACACAGGCUCACCUCCCACAGCUGAGGAAACCAAGGCUCUUCCAAGUUGAGGCGACCUGACAGAGCGAGCAGAGCCCGUGCAGGAGGGGCCAGGACAGGCUCUGGGGUUUUCCAGCUCCUCACGCAGGCUCUUCCCCCACCACCCCCACCGCGGUAGCAUUGGACUCUCCUAGUGAGCCCCCAAACAGAGCCCCAUCUUAGCAAAGUAGCAGCUGAAGGGGGCUCUGGCCCUGCAACCGGAUUCUCCCCUUGGCAGCCGCCUGGCUUCGGGGAAGAGGCGCCUGCAGGGACAGGCUACAGCCCUGGACCCCGUAUCCUUCAAGGGCCCGCUUAACCACCGGAGGUCAGACUCCCAGCCCGCAUGUCUGGUUCCUUCUAGUCGCAUGACGCUCACUUCCUAGAGGAGUAGGAGGAGCGGAUGGAUGGUGGCAGUGCUCACCCUGCCCUGACGGUGGAGCCUCUGCUCACCCCACCCCCCGGGCUCAGCCCCAGGGAGGCCCUUGGAGAACAAUCUGGAAAGCUGCCUGGCCUCGAGGAGGGACCUUACCAUUUCUUUACAGGGAAGGUCCGUCAGACACAAGUGCUGAUUAGACACUUUGAGGGAUGAAAAAAGAUAACCCACUCUGAACAGAGGCAGGGUAGGUGGGUGGGUGGGUGGGUAGAGGGGAGCUGUGAAAGAGGAAGUACAAAACAGCACCCUGGAGAAACACGACCCCGGCCUAGGAUACGGUCACAUGAGCCAACAGCGAAAACCCGGACGGCUGCUGGCUGGGUGAUGUGUGUGCCGGUUCAACAUCUCCAUCAAGGCCAUGCGAGUGGCGAUGGCUUCCCACUAGGGGUGGAAGAAACCCGCCUUGGCCAAGAUCUCCGAAGGGAAAAGAAGCAGAAAGAAAAGGUCCGCUUCUCUUAGGGGACUGCAAUUUAAGAAAUAAAAGUGAUCGAGAUAUUUGCACUUUGUGGAAAGGGCAAGAUUAUUUGCUUAUUUCUGAAAGGAGGAGGGUUGGUCUUUGGUUUUGUGAAAGAGUUCCUUUUGAUAAAAAUCUAAUUGUAGUUAUUUUUUCUGUGUGCUUUUUUUUUAAGUUACUAAGAAAAAAUGGUGAGUUCAAUAGCUUUGGUAUUUUGAGUGCAAAUCAUAAUAGCUCCAAUGUGAAAAAAUAAAAAUCAAAAUGUAACCUGUCCCUCACUGUUAGAAAAUUGCCUAAAAUGCAGUUUAAUAAAUGAUCUUUGUUAUCAAAUGGUAAUUUAAAGGGGGUAAUUUUCUGCGAAGAAAAUGUACUGUUUUUAUGUUUCCAACAUAAAAUUGAACUAAAAUAAAAACAACUUGUUUUCUAA
Messenger RNA from Leopardus geoffroyi (Geoffroy's cat), 7403 nucleotides. It is a transcript of the gene SIK2, whose product is annotated as salt inducible kinase 2. NCBI's taxonomy places the organism in Eukaryota, Metazoa, Chordata, Mammalia, Carnivora, Felidae. Gene Ontology annotation, cellular component: cytoplasm. The transcript is spliced from 16 exons. Gene Ontology annotation, molecular function: tau-protein kinase activity; protein serine/threonine kinase activity; magnesium ion binding. The coding region runs from base 175 to 2946 and encodes 923 amino acids. The record is from RefSeq and is a predicted model, not a curated record. Gene Ontology annotation, biological process: microtubule cytoskeleton organization; protein phosphorylation; intracellular signal transduction.